AUGAGCUCAUUUGGUAGAAAGAAAAAGAUUGAUUCAAUUGAAUUCAAGGCUGGUAAAGCCCAAUUAGAGAACAAACAAAUUACUAGUCAUGGUGAAAAGGGUAGCCUCAAGUUUGAAUUGGCUGAUGAAUUGAUUGUUGUUACUUGGACAUCUAGAGAGGAAAAGGGAGGAAGCGAAGAUCAACAAUUCUAUUCAGUCCCAGGUGAAUUAGAGUUUAUCAAGGUCAAGUCAUGUGCAGAUGGCAGAAUGUAUUAUUUAAAGUUUACUAGUUCAGAUCAAAAGGAAUUUUUUUGGUUACAAGAAUCCGAUCCAGCAGAUGAUACAAAGUUGGAAGAAACCAUUAAACAAAUUAUUUCCGGUGAAGAUGAAGAAGUUCCUACGACUGCCACAACAGCUACAACUACUGCCACCACUACUACAUCUACUGCAUCAACCAUUCCAUCAACUCCAGCACCAACUACAUCAAAAUCUGCUGGAUAUCCAUCUACUCCAUCAACUGUCACAUCAUCAUCAAAGACAUCAUCUACAUCUACUGCAGCCACAUCAACUCCAUCAAAUAAUGUAAAUUUUGAUUUAUUCAAAGAUAUUCUUUCAACAAUGAAACCAACAGCUAGAAUUAGUUUAUCAACCAUAUUGGCACCAGAGAAUUUAUCUAAAAUUCUGUCAGAAGACAAUGCCAAGGAAUUGAUGGAAUUUCUUCCAGAGGGAGGAAGAACUAAAUCUGAUUUGUUACAAACCCCACAUACUCCCCAAUUUUCACAAGCUGUCGAUCAGCUCAACCAUGCCAUUGCCGAAGGUCAUGGCUUGGAAAUUGUACAACAACUUGGCUUUGAGCCAACACCCUCUUCCAUGAGAGGUGUCGAAGGUUUCCUUACUUCAAUCCAAGAUGGAGAGAGAUGGGAAUAUUAA
Molecule: messenger RNA, 909 nt
Organism: Cavenderia fasciculata
Lineage: Eukaryota; Evosea; Eumycetozoa; Acytosteliales; Cavenderiaceae
Gene: adrm1-2
Product: adhesion regulating molecule family protein
Exons: 6
Coding region: 1-909 (302 amino acids)
Biological process (GO): ubiquitin-dependent protein catabolic process
Cellular component (GO): cytoplasm; proteasome regulatory particle, lid subcomplex; nucleus
Molecular function (GO): ubiquitin binding; proteasome binding; endopeptidase activator activity
Source: RefSeq, a predicted model, not a curated record